Messenger RNA from Sesamum indicum (sesame), 1700 nucleotides. RefSeq names its product FK506-binding nuclear-like protein. NCBI's taxonomy places the organism in Eukaryota, Viridiplantae, Streptophyta, Magnoliopsida, Lamiales, Pedaliaceae. Gene Ontology annotation, biological process: male meiosis II. The record is from RefSeq and is a predicted model, not a curated record.
AAAAUCAAAUCAUUCUCUCUCUCUCUCUCUCUCUACUUCACUCACACACAUUUGCACACACUCACACACAGACAGAAGUCAUACAAAGCCCGGGGAUCGGUUGGAGGACGUUGUUGUGGCUGUGUGCUGAAAAUGGGAUGCUUUCUUGCCUGUUUUGGCUUCAAAAAGAAGAAAAAUCGUCGAAAGCCCGGCAAGAAAAGUCCCUCCCUAGAACAUAAUCAUGGAAGUUACGUACCUCUUGAUUCUGAGGCCUCAAUCAAACUCGAUAUUGAUGAAAACCACAUCACUUCAUCAGAUUCUUGUCAGCUGAAAGUGAAGGUGAAAGAGCCAUCAAUAUCAAAAAUCAAGAAGAAAGUCACCUUUAAUUUAAAUGUUAAGGCCUACGAACCAAUUCCAGACGAGGAUGAUGAUGAUAUCGGCACGUACCUUUCUGAGGGUGCAGAGGAGACAAAAUGGGAGUUCGAUGCCGAAACCAAGAGCAUGCGAAUUCAAUACAGUAAUCCUGCAAGCUAUAGAUACCGGAACUGCCUAGACAGCUAUGAUGAUGAAGAUGAUGAGUUGAGUAUAGAGGAUGGUGAAUUGAAUUUUGAGGAAGUUGAGGAUAGUGAUGAAGAAGUGGAUGAUUUUUGUAGCAAUCGAAGUGAUGAUGGAACACUAAGCGAAGAAGAUUUCCCCUGGCAAUCGAGUUCUGUUGUUAUAGAAUCAGAUGAAGUAGUCAUCAAUAAUCAAAUCACUAAAGAGAAAAACGGAAACUCAAUUGAUCUGCAGAGCAGAGAGGUGGGACUCGGAUCAAAUCUCCAUGCUCGAGACAGGAGCCAGUAUGUGUCGUCUGUGCUGAAUCCGGUCGAAAAUCUGAGUCAAUGGAAAGCAGUUAAGGCUAAGACAGCAACACCACAAUUGAAGUAUCAGAAGGAGAAUUCAAUGUUGAAGCAAGAGGGACAAAACCAUUCGAGCACAAGGGCUGAAUCUGAUUCUUUUGCAUUCAAGAAAACAAGAAGUUUGAGCGUUCCUCGGCCUCAACAGCCUACCAUUGCGGUUGAUGCCAGUUUAUCUAACUGGUUGGGCUCUUUGGAGAAAAAAUAAAUCAUCAAGAAAGGUACUUCAGGUCAGUUGUUCGACAGAAACUUGACGGGCAUAUAAAAAUCAAUGUGUCAAAGUUGCAUGAGGUUGGUAUAGGCUUUCAUGGCCUAUUAGCAAUUCUGUAUCAGAGAAAUACACUUGAGAAUCCUUGAGGCAGGCCUAACGAAGAACAAUCAUCGUCUGUUGUGCUUGCAAGAACCUGGCUUCCAAUGUCAGUGUUUGUUUGAUUUGAGUUUCUUUGUCUCGAAAUUUUCCAGUCUACAGUUUUAGUACAUGCAAAUUUCUGUAUGUGACAGAGUGAUAUUUGUUGUUUGUAAUUUUUGAAUCUGUAACUGGCAUGUAAGCAAGAAUGGAUGCAAAGUUUGUUUUGAGAAACAUCAAAUCCAAUCCCAUGUUUGGUUGGUGAUGUCUGCAUAACGAUAUAGUUCUUCUGACGUGUACUCGAUGAAGACAGCCAAUGGAAAUAUUAAGUAUAGUACAAUGUUGAGUAAGUUGAAACCUAAGGUAUGAAACAUAGACAUUGAUGAUCAUCAAGGUAAUCAGAGUAUCAAUGGAAAUGCCGUUCAGUCUGCUUUAAGUGGAUGAAUCGACUUUUCUGUAAGGAUCAGUUGUUAUUAGAU